AUGACUAGAGAGCAGAAAUUCAUCAGGGACUUUAGGAAGCAUGACCCUCUGACCUUCGAAGGGAAGAAAAUUGAUCCAAUGGCAGCAGAAGCAUGGGUAGAAGUGAUUGAAACCACAUUUGGGCAUAUGAAUUGCCCUGAGGAUACGAAAGUGAACUGUACCUCCUACAUGCUCAAAGGCGAGGUACACUUUUGGUGGAAAACUGCUCAAAGGACGUUGAAGGGUGGAGAGAAAGAUGAGGAACCAAUCUGUUGGCAUGAAAUGAAGAGGGCGCUUUUCCACAAGUACUUCCCACUGGUGAAUCAGUAUCAAAAUGAGGCCGCCUUCCUAAACCUGAGGCAAGGAAAUAAGACGGUUGAGGAGUACGAUUUGGAGCUGACCCGAUUGUCCGGAUUUGCACCAGAGCAGGUCGAUACGGAGAAAAAAUGGAUACGAAGAUUUAUUGCAGGUCUUCGAGAGGAAAUCUAG
Messenger RNA from Cucurbita moschata (crookneck pumpkin), 468 nucleotides. RefSeq lists its product as uncharacterized. Lineage: Eukaryota; Viridiplantae; Streptophyta; Magnoliopsida; Cucurbitales; Cucurbitaceae. The coding region runs from base 1 to 468 and encodes 155 amino acids. The transcript has a single exon. The record is from RefSeq and is a predicted model, not a curated record.